This is a messenger RNA of Colletotrichum chrysophilum, 873 nucleotides long. RefSeq lists its product as uncharacterized. Lineage: Eukaryota; Fungi; Ascomycota; Sordariomycetes; Glomerellales; Glomerellaceae. Gene Ontology annotation, molecular function: oxidoreductase activity. The record is from RefSeq and is a predicted model, not a curated record. Bases 1 to 873 code for a protein of 290 amino acids. The transcript is spliced from 2 exons.
AUGGCACUCUCCCUGCCGAAGAUCGGCAUCCUCUCCAUCGGAGACAUGGGCAUGGACAUCGCCAAACUGCUGGUCUCGAGGGGUUCCUCGCUUGGCAGUCAAGCAACGAUUGACAGGGCCCGAAGCGCCAAUGUCGAGGUCCUGACGUCUGACCUCCACCUGGUGCAGUCGCGACCCUUCAUCUUCUCUGUCGCGCCGCCGAGGGAUGCCAUGAGCAUCGCCCAGCGCAUCCUCAAGGCUUCACUGGGAGCAAAGCUUGAGACGCCGUUGUAUUUCACCGAUCUCAACGCCGUAUCGCCCGCUACAUGCAAGCAGAUCGCAGGCAUGUUCGAAGAGGCCAAGAGCCCUGUCCGCUUCGUCGACGGAUGCAUCAUCGGCGGCCCGCCAAAGCUCAAAGAUCCCAGCGGCGCAUGGUACGUCCCAAGCAUGCCAACCUCCGGCAAGCACGCUCUCAAUGAUGCGUGCCCCGAGCUCGCCCAGACUCUGAACAUGCGCCACAUCUCCCCAGAUGUCGGCGCAGCCAGCGGAUUGAAGAUGUGCUUCGCGACCACGACGAAGGGCUCCAUGGGCCUCGGGAUCCAGGCCUUCACGACCGCUUCAGAACUAGGUGUUGUCGAUGAGCUGCGGAAAGAGAUGAAGGAGGCCGCGCCUGGACUGCUUGAUUUUGCCGAGAAGUCUAUUCCUUUGGUGCCGCCAAAGUCCUACCGUUGGGUGCGCGAGAUGGAGGAGAUCUCGGAUACUCAUCGUGAUGAGGGUGGCUUCCAGAAUAAGGCCGACAUCUUCAGAGCCAUGGCUGAGCUUUACCAGGCUUUGGCGGAUGAUGCUGUGUUGGGUGCCGAGAAGGUUGGGAAGAGGACAAGGGGUGACCGUUGA